This is a messenger RNA of Octopus bimaculoides (California two-spot octopus), 2185 nucleotides long. Its product is annotated as ATPase family AAA domain-containing protein 3. The record is from RefSeq and is a predicted model, not a curated record. Gene Ontology annotation, cellular component: mitochondrion. Gene Ontology annotation, biological process: mitochondrion organization. NCBI's taxonomy places the organism in Eukaryota, Metazoa, Mollusca, Cephalopoda, Octopoda, Octopodidae. Gene Ontology annotation, molecular function: ATP hydrolysis activity; zinc ion binding; ATP binding.
CCAAUAAAACGAUCGCCCAAUUUAGUCGCCGAUCAGAGCACAUGUGAGAAACCACGUUGGUAAUAGAACGAAGGGGGUUUCUCCGGCGAUUUUACUUGUGUGUUAAGUUGAGAUAUUAAUGUCACAAUGUCUUGGUUAUUUGGAAUAAAGAAAGAUCAACACAUUCCGGAAGCACCACAGUUUCCUUUACCAAUGCCACCUUCUUCAGGAGGUUCUGGUGGCAAAGGUAACGAUGAUUCUGCAAGUUCUUUGAAUUCAAAAAUGGAAGCCUACCGGUUUGAUUCAGCUGCUUUGGAAAGAGCAGCAAAAGCUGCCAAAGACCUGGAAUCUUCAAAAUUCUCAAGGGAAGCUUUGGAUUUGACUAAAAUGCAAGAAGCAACGUUGCAAGCAAAGUACCAGAAAGAAAUAAAGGAAUAUGAAGCUCACGUUGCCCAACAGAAGAUUGAAGAACAGAGAGUUAUACAAGAAGAAAAGAGAAAAUCAAUGGCUGAAGAAACUCGUCAGUAUCAGCAAAGAGCACAAUACCAGGACCAGUUAGCUCGUAAACGUUAUGAUGAACAACUAGCUCAGCAGGCAAGAAUGAAUGAAGAAAAUCUGAAAAAACAAGAAGAGUCUACAGCCAGACAGGAAGCACUUAAGAAAGCCACUGUUGAGCAUGAAGCUGAUGUCCUUCACAAACACAAAAUGAUGAGGUUGAGGGCCAAGAUCCAAGAAAAGGCCAAAGUAGAUCGAGAAAACUGGGAUCUCAUUCAGAAAGAGAUCAAGUUGAAGGGAGCUGAGCAUCGAGAAACUAUACUGAAAUCUAUUGAAACUGCUGGUGAUGUUCUUGGAACUGGUUUCAUGGCUUUUAUUAAAGACUGGGACAGAGUUUCUGCUACAGUAGCUGGUUUGACAAUGUUGGCUGUUGGAGUAUACACAGCAAAAUAUGGUACCAAUGUAGCAGCUAAUUACAUACAAGCUAGGUUAGGGAAGCCGUCACUGAUUCGAGAAACAUCUCGAUUUUCAUUAACAGAAACUAUAAAACAUCCUGUUAAGACUUACAAGCGUAUUGCCAGCAAAGCAGAAGAUUCCUUAAAAGGUAUUGUAUUACAUCCUGAUUUAGAAAGACGACUGCGAGACAUUGCCAUUGCCACUAAGCACACAAAAAAGAAUAAAGGUUAUUAUCGGAACUUGCUUAUGUAUGGCCCUCCAGGAACUGGAAAAACAAUGUUUGCUAAGAGUCUUGCUGAACAUUCUGGAAUGGACUAUGCCAUCAUGACUGGAGGUGAUGUGGCUCCUAUGGGUCGAGAAGGUGUCACAGCUAUGCAUAAAGUGUUUGACUGGGCUAAAACCAGCAGAAGAGGGUUACUGUUAUUCGUUGAUGAAUCUGAUGCAUUUCUGAAAAAAAGAAAUCGGGAACAAAUUAGUGAGGAUCUCAGAGCAACACUAAAUGCCUUUUUGUACCGAACUGGAGAGCAAUCAAACAAGUUUAUGUUAGUCUUAUCCAGUAAUCAACCCGAACAAUUUGAUUGGGCCAUUAAUGAUCGUCUUGACGAAAUGGUAGAAUUUGUCUUACCCACAUUGUCCGAGAGGGAACGUAUGGUUAGACAAUACUUUGAUGAGUUUGUGUUGAAACCAGCCACAGAAGGCAAGAGACGUUUAAAGGUAGCACAGUUUGAUUAUGGAGUAAAAUGUUCAGAAAUUGCAGCACGUACUGAAGGUCUUUCCGGAAGAGAAAUAGCUAAAUUAGGUGUUGCCUGGCAGGCCACAGCCUAUGCUUCUGAUGAUGGUGUGCUGACAGAACAAAUGAUUGAUAGUAUCGUAGAUAACGCUAUUAGACAACAUAGUCAGAAAGUAUUGUGGCAAGAUGAUAAGCAAACCAGUCUCUUCCUUCAACCUCAAGAUAGUUUAAUCAGUUCAGUUCUGAAGAGUGAGGCUUCUUCUUCAACACAGCCACCAUCUCCAUCGUCAAAUUCAUCAUCUUCAUCAUCAACAACAGCGUCGCUGUCAUCACCACCACCAUCACCACCACCACCACCGUCAUCUACAAGCUGAUUAUAAUAGACCAUGAUUAGACUCGCACUUAAAAAGUCUUACUCUCAGAGUGAUGAUUCUUGUAUGAGUUGUACAUAAUCAUUGUUUCAAAGAUUAGAAUUUUACAAAUUGAUAGAAUAUUAUUGGAAAUUAAAACAAUUUUGAAACUGCC